AUGUCAGACGUCCAAGCGGCAGAGAAGAUCGUUUCGGAAGGAGGUACAGCAACGUUCACAGAGCCGUUAAAGUGACUUUCAAACUCACUCCUCCUAAAGGACCACCAGAGACCUCUCCGGCGAACGCUCCAGAGAACAACACCGUCUCCCCCGCGGAAGCUCACGCUUCGUCCGAGGGUAUCCGCUUCUCCGAAUCGUCAUUUGAUAUGCCAUGACUACUAACGCACUGUACUUUCUAUAGGCGGCCCGACAGCCCCAGCAGUAGCCGAGCGCAACGCUCCGCAUCCUGAUCCCAACAAGAUGGAAAACAGACUCGAAGCCAACAAGGCGGACAAGACCGGUCCCAAGAAAGACACCGAAGUCGCCGGCCGCAAAGAGAAGGGUGUCCUUGGAGGCGGCUUCUUCAAGAAGCUGUUUAGCAAGAAGGAGAAGAAGGCCGAGAGCUCGUAG
Molecule: messenger RNA, 450 nt
Organism: Lecanosticta acicola
Lineage: Eukaryota; Fungi; Ascomycota; Dothideomycetes; Mycosphaerellales; Mycosphaerellaceae
Source: the annotation of a GenBank genome assembly